Messenger RNA from Trichomonas vaginalis G3, 876 nucleotides. RefSeq lists its product as uncharacterized. Bases 1 to 876 code for a protein of 291 amino acids. The transcript has a single exon. NCBI's taxonomy places the organism in Eukaryota, Parabasalia, Trichomonadida, Trichomonadidae. The record is from RefSeq and is a predicted model, not a curated record.
AUGUUCAGAGCAGCAACGUAUCCAAGCAUUUUUAUGGAAUUAUCUGAUCCAGAUAUGUUAUUAACAACAGAUGAAGCAUUAAAGCCAAUUCUUGCUACAAUGAACCUCAUUAAAAUCGAUGUUCUUGAUAUUAUUAAGAACCAACCAAAAGAAAAAGUGGAUUAUUUGUAUGAAAUCUCAAUGAUCAAUAGAACAGCAUAUAAAGAGAAGUACUUUGUUGAAGGAAAGAAGACAUGUUUCGUUUUAACAUCAAAUCCGGUGAAUUCCCUUGAAGUUAAAAGUUAUUUCAACCAAACUUUGUUGAAAUAUCCAAAUUACACAUUGGUUGCUAAGCCACAUCCAAGUGGAACAUAUCCACAAGAGUUAAUUGAUUGGAUAACUUCGAAAUUAAAUAUGAAAAUUUUCGAAAACCAACAAAUCCCGACGGCAUUCAUAUAUUCGGCAUUUCCUGGGCAACUUGUUGUUGGUGGAUACCAAUCUUCUUCUUUAACUUCAAUUAAAUUUAAAGAUAUUCCUUUCGUCUACGUCAAAAACGGUCCUGAGAACUUAUUAUCACCAUUUAAUAUUUUCUACCAGAAUGGAUGGUUAACAUCAUAUUUAAUGCCAUAUAAUGAUAGUUAUACUCCUUAUAUUCCUACACCAGCGCCAACUCCAGAAAUAACUCCUGAAAUUACACCUGAUUUAACUCCAGGACCAACUCCUUAUCCACCUACUAAACCAUCCAAUAAAAAUAAGAUCAAGUUAUUCUUAGCAAUUGGACUUCCAAUUAUAAUUGUCGCUGUAAUCGCAGCUGUUGCUGUUAUGGGAUAUUUCUUAUUUAAUAAGAAGAGAAAAGCUACAAAGAAAGUCAGUGCUGCACUACUUGAUCAGAUAUAA